CAGAGGAAACUCCGGGACCGAGCCCUGCAGGAGAUGCCCCGGUUCUGCUGGUGCGCUCACAGUGUCCUCGUUGUCAGUUCGUCUUCAGCCUGUCUAAAGGAGGGUGUCUUCACUUCACCUGCUCUCAGUGUCGCCAUCAGUUCUGUGGCGGCUGCAGUCAGCGCUUUGCUCUGGGCUCGACUUGCAGCUUCUCCACUCAGUGUGCGUCCAGAGGUCUCCAUGCGCACCACCCAGGGACUGUCUAUACCACCUGAGAGACUGGAGCGUGACCCGGCUGCACCGGCUGUUGCAGCACUAUAGAGUGUCUCCUUCCUGGUUGGAACCGUCCAAUGGCAGCUUGGCUCAGUGCAGUCAGACAGUGGCGUGUUUCGUGCCAGAACUGCGAGAUGAUAGUGGUAUGACGAAGGAAGAGCCUUGCGGACGGCCGGCUCCGUACGGAGGAUACUGCCAGGCUCACUACAAGGAGUGUCUGGUGGAGCAGAUCAACCAGUGUAGCGCCGACCCGGCCGUCCUCUUCAGUCCUGCAGAAAUGAUCGCAGAGCUGCGGCGAUGGAACAUUGUCGUUCCAAGCAGAAAGCCUGAAGAGCCAGAGCCGCUGUACGCCCAUCGCCUCCGCCUGGUGCUGACUAAUUGCCUUCCUCUCAUGAAGCAGCGAUGCAUUUCAUCAGAGACAUCAGCAGCUGCUCCGCCCACUGCUCCGCCCACAGUCAACCCAACCAAUCAGAUGAUGUCUGAUAACUUCAAACAAGUCAAAGGGAACCAAUGAGAGAAGUAUUCCAGUUGCAACUACCUGAGCUAAUUGACGUUGCCAUGGUUGAUAACAAGGUUAACGAGUUUCCAUCCUCUCAUCAGCCUUUGGUUUAUUUAACUUAUUCUUUCUCUUGGAAAAAAGAAAAAUUUAACUGAAAUUGUUUUAAACAAGAACUGAGAACAAGAAACUUUGUUCUGCUCCUCACGGCUCAAAAUGUAAACAGUUCUUUUAAAAAGGUGAAGCUUAACGAGCGUUAGUGAUUAACAAGGUGAAGCUUAACAAGCGUUAGUGAUUAACGAGGUGAAGCUUAACGAGCGUUAGUGAUUAACGAGGUGAAGCUUAACGAGCAUUAGUGAUUAACGAGG
This is a messenger RNA of Poeciliopsis prolifica (blackstripe livebearer), 1116 nucleotides long. RefSeq names its product E3 ubiquitin-protein ligase RNF31-like. The record is from RefSeq and is a predicted model, not a curated record. Gene Ontology annotation, molecular function: linear polyubiquitin binding; K63-linked polyubiquitin modification-dependent protein binding; K48-linked polyubiquitin modification-dependent protein binding. Gene Ontology annotation, biological process: protein linear polyubiquitination. The coding region runs from base 398 to 766 and encodes 122 amino acids. NCBI's taxonomy places the organism in Eukaryota, Metazoa, Chordata, Actinopteri, Cyprinodontiformes, Poeciliidae. The transcript has 7 exons. Gene Ontology annotation, cellular component: LUBAC complex.